This is a messenger RNA of Hydractinia symbiolongicarpus, 6344 nucleotides long. RefSeq names its product kinesin-like protein KIF13A. The record is from RefSeq and is a predicted model, not a curated record. Gene Ontology annotation, molecular function: ATP binding; microtubule binding; microtubule motor activity. Gene Ontology annotation, biological process: microtubule-based movement. The coding region runs from base 422 to 5551 and encodes 1709 amino acids. The transcript is spliced from 42 exons. Lineage: Eukaryota; Metazoa; Cnidaria; Hydrozoa; Anthoathecata; Hydractiniidae.
AGGGUUGGAAACGAAGAACAAAGCAAAACAUUCCAACAUGGUGGUGUCGCAGCAGAGCAGUUAUGCCCAACUCAAGGAUUUUGAUUACUAAACUGAUUACCUUGGGCAUAACUGGUUAUAAUUAGUUAAAUUUUUCUGUUUCUUACGCGGUUUAUACUCACUUACUGCUUCCUUCCUGCUUCUUUAUCUUAACAUUUUCUGAAUGGCUAGCUAGCUUACACAAUUCGGCUGGUGUCUAAAGAUUUCAAGAAUAAACUUGUUUUGCCUUCUCAUACCUCAAAACAACAAGAAAAAGAAAAUAAGAAGAAAAGUAACUUGCAUAAAAAAAGAAGCUCAUAGCUUAUAUGUUGCUUAAGUAUAUUUAGACUUGCUAUAGUUACCUGGAUAUAUAGCUAGAUCUAGAUUACUCACUAUCACAAAGAUGUCGUCAAAGGUUAAAGUUGCUGUAAGAGUUAGGCCACUGAACAAAAGAGAAAUUGACAUUGGCACUGAUGUUGUCAUUGAUAUGAAAGAAGAUCAAACUUUCUUGAAAACACCAAAAAAUGAAAAAAAAUCCAAGAGGAGUUUUGCUUUUGAUCACUGCUUCUGGUCAAUGGAUAAAAAUGAUCCAAAAUUUUCAAGUCAAGAAUAUGUUUUCAAAUGUCUGGGAACAGAUGUGCUUGAAAAUGCUUUUAAUGGCUAUAACGCAUGUAUCUUUGCGUAUGGUCAAACUGGUUCCGGUAAAAGUUACACCAUGAUGGGUACUUCUAGUGAUAAGGGAUUAAUCCCAAAAAUUUGUGAUUCUCUUUUUGAGCAAAUUGACCAAAAUAAUGAUGAAGAUAUCUCUUAUAAAGUUGAAGUAUCUUAUAUGGAAAUUUACAAUGAGAAAGUUCGUGAUUUGCUCUGUCCUAAAAGUGACAAACACAGUUUAAAGGUUCGAGAGCAUAACAUUCUUGGUCCAUAUGUUGAUGGCCUGUCCAAGCUUUUAGUAAAGAAGUUUCAGGAUAUUGAAAAUCUGAUGAGUGAAGGAAACAAAUCAAGAACAGUAGCUGCGACAAGUAUGAAUGCAGAAAGUAGCCGAUCGCAUGCAGUAUUUACUGUGGUCAUGACGCAGUCGCAUUAUGAUGAAAUGACAAAGGCCACUGGUGAGAAAGUUAGUAAGAUCAGUCUUGUCGAUCUUGCGGGAAGUGAACGUGCCAGCAAGACAAAUGCAUCAGGAGAUCGUCUUAAAGAAGGAUCAAAUAUUAAUAAGUCCUUAACAACACUUGGUCUGGUUAUAUCAGCUCUAGCUGAUCAGGCUAGCGGUAAAGCAAAACAAAAGAAAGCUUCUUUUGUGCCUUAUCGUGAUUCUGUGCUAACAUGGCUUCUAAAAGACAAUCUGGGUGGAAACUCUAAAACAGUGAUGGUAGCUACAUUAAGUCCAUCUGGUGACAAUUAUGAGGAAACUUUAUCAACCUUACGAUAUGCUGAUCGAGCAAAGAGAAUUGAAAACCAUGCUGUGGUAAAUGAAGAUCCUAAUGCAAAGUUAAUUCGCGAAUUACGUGAAGAGGUAGAAACUUUGAAACAGCAGUUACUUGCACGUGGUAUGCGCUCUGAAAAACAAGGGCUACAGGAGCAGUUGGAUGAAAGUGAAAAAUUGAUGCAAGAAGCAUCUCUUACUUGGGAACAGAAAGAAAAACAAACAGAACAGAUCCACCAGGAGCGUCACAAGAUUUUAGAAAAGAUGGGAAUAUGUGUUCAAGAUUCUGGCAUAGCUGUUGAAAAAGGCCGUUAUUAUCUAGUCAACCUAAAUGCUGACCCAUCAUUAAAUGAAAUGUUGGUGUAUUAUCUAAAGGACCAUACAAAGGUUGGAAGGCCUGAUGCAAAUACAAUCCAGGACAUUCAAUUAAAUGGUCUUGGUAUCCUUUCUGAACAUUGUAUCAUUGACAUUGAAGAAUCAGAAGAAACUGCAUACCUCAAACCUUUUGAAGGUGCCAGAACAUGUGUCAAUGGCCAAGUCGUGACUGACAGAACAAUGCUGCGACAUGGUGAUAGAAUCUUGUGGGGAAACAAUCAUUUUUUUCGCAUAAAUUGCCCACAUCCACUCCCACCUGCAGGUUCAGAGCCUGAAGAAAAAAUAGAUUAUGAUUUUGCACAAAAUGAGUUAUUGUUAAAUGAAUUUGACUCACUAGGAGUGAAGGCACCAUGUUGGCAAAAUGCCAUGGUUGCUCGUAGAAGAAAAUUUAAUGAGCCAUUACAAGUUAUAAUACAGCAAUUAGAGGAACAUCAUGAAAAAGAGAAGCAAGGAGCACUUGAUCAACAGAAAGAAAUGUAUGAACAAAAACUAGAAGAACUACGACGAGAAAAGACACCAGAUUCCCUAAUGACUGGACGAGCUAGUUCUGGUUAUGUUUCGGAAGACAGGCUCAUAAAUACUCCACAAUCUUUUUACGAUAGUCAAUUGCUGUAUGAAGAAAGUUUACGUAGGUUACGAGAAGAAGUCAUUCGAGCUAAUGUUCUUGUCAGGGAAGCAAAUCAGUUAAGCAUGGAAAUGAAAAAAGACACAGAAUUUGCUGUCACUCUUCAAAUACCUACAGCCAGUUUAAGUCAGGGAAUGAGCAGAGGACCACUAACCAGUGAAGUAGCUGUUGUUGUAAAAAGCAAGUCUCGAGGAACACAAGUUUGGUCUGUGGAUAAAAUUGGUAAUAAAAUAUAUGACAUGCGUGAUGCUUAUCAAAGUAUUGUAGAGAGUGACCCCUUGCAAGGUGGAAGUACUGAUACGGAUGACAUAGAUGAUGGUUUAUUCUUCGAAAUAGAAUGUCACACUCUAAUAGGUGUAGCAACUGUUUGGUUAGAAUGUUUAUAUCAAAAUGUACCGUUAGAUUAUUCUGCACCAGUAAUUAGUCAACAGGGAGAAGUUUGUGGCAGACUAUCUGUUGAAAUCAAACGAUUACAAGAUGAAAAUGCUACAUUGUCAAUAGAUGGUGACAGUUUUAGUGAUGACGAGGAUAACGAAGGUUUAUCUCUUGGAAGUUCAGUUAAAGUUCAGAUCACCAUAAAAGAAGUGCAUGGUCUACCACUUUCACUAUGUAACUACGUGUUUUGUCAAUACACAUUCUUUGAUCAAGGAUUGACUGUAGUACCUCCUUUAAAUGCUGCAACUUCCCCAGUCUCAUCAAGUAAAUCUAAUUCAAUGAUGUUUGAUCACACAAAGAUGUUUGUGAUUGAUAUCGAAGAAGAGUUUCUCGAUUAUGUGACUGACGGCUCAUUGGCAAUUGAAGUUUAUGGAAACAGAAGUCGUGGUUUUGAUCAAAAACCAAGCCCGAUAGUCACCCCCACAGAAAAUGAAGGAGAAAAAAGCAUGGUGGAUAGAUCACAGCUUCAGCAAAGUUUUGAAAGGACGAGACUUCUACUCAAUGAUUAUAUGGUGCCCAAAUCCUUUGCAGCAAUUCAAAAGAGAUGGAGAGAAUUAACCCGCCGUCUCGAGUUAUGGGUAGAAAUUCACGAGCUGAACGAACAAGGUUUCUACUCUCCUGUCGAGCUUCUCCAACGAGAAGGACAAGAAGCGGGUGGUGUAUUCAUGUUACGACAGGGUUAUUCCAGACGAAUCGUCGUUCAAUGCGUCGUUCCAAAGAGUGGUGCUAACGGUUUGUUACCUGUUGUGAUUGAAUCGAUCACAAACAUUGCGCUGGGUAGUGUUACUGUGCGUGGUAAAACACAGAAAGGCUUGGAUAGCUACCAAGAGAGAGAUUUACAAACGUUACGUGAUAGGUUUUCAAAUUCAGUGAUGAAGAGAAGAGAAUUUCUUGAUCACCAAAUACAAGAGAUGAUCAAUAAGUCAAAUAAAACACAAGAUGAUAAAGAACAUGAAGGAAUGUUGAUUGAUCAGUGGGUUUCUCUUACAGAAGAGAGAAAUGCAAUUCUGUGUCCAUCAUCUGGUAGUGGUGUUCCUGGUGCUACUAUGGACUGGAAUCCUUUACCUGGCAUGGAGAAACAUGUUCCGGUUAUAUUUCUUGAUCUAGAUGACAAUGCUUUAAGUGGAUGUGCAGAUAUUGAUGCUGAACCAGCAGGACACCACUCUUUUCUUUCUUUCGAACAGUCCGACAGCAUCAUCGGAUUACCUAUACUUAAGUAUGAUCAAAAACGUGUCACUGCUACGUCGUCCUGGGAUUCCUCCAUACAUGAUUCCGUGUACCUGAAUCGAGUCACGCCUAAUACAGAACGUGUUUACGUCAUACUCAAGGUUACGCUACGAUUGAGCAGUCCAGCGUUAGUGAAUGUUAUUUUACGUAAAAGGGUCUGCGUAAGAAUUUACAAACGACCAAGCUUAAAGGAUAGCUUGCGAAAAAAGUUUUGGAGACAGACGAAUGUACCUACAAGAUGUGGGAACACGUUUGAACUUAUAUCACACAUUCCAAGGCAAUCGGGUGAACAGACGGAAGAGCGGGAAUCUCUAGCUCAAAAAGCAGCCAUUCAAGUAGUCAGCGGUGAUGGUGAAGAAUUGAUGGACAGUGACGCUAUUGAGAAAUACAAUAAGGGAAUUUCUCAUGUGGAGAACAUUUUAAAUCUACAUAAGCUGCGGCAGGAGGUUAUAGUGAAAGAAAAAUUAGCGGCAGUUGGUCGCUCCAGCAAAUCUUUAACUGCUCGCAACAUGAGGAAAUUUGCGAGCACACCGAAUCUCUUCAAUGCGCCAAGUAUGUCUAACCUGUGGAGAUCUAAUAACUUUCCAUCAAAUAGUGAUUUAAAUAACAGUGAAUUGGGGCCGCCGCCUACGAAUGGAGAAAUUAACGGUAAACGACCUAUUGAUAUGGUACGGGCUUCACGUGCGAGCACCGGUGGCGAAUUCCUACGCAAUAAGAGAAAUCUUACUCCGCAAAAGAAUGAAGCACGGCACAGUUUUUACGGCUUCGAAAAUCGUCCAAGCGAAUCGUCUCCCCGACUAACACCUAGAGAGGUGACGAUAGAUAUCGGUGAAGACAGGCCGCAACCAUCUCCGCGUGAUAUGAUACCUCGUAAUUCGUCCAUGUCUGCAAUGAUAAACCUUCACCCACUUAUCGAAGAUGACGGACCUGGUUCGCCAAACUCACCUAAAGAUAAAGUUAUGUUUGGAAAUACGAAAGACACUGACACGGAGAGUAAACUUAUAGACUUAUCAAAUAAUAAAAAACAGGAAGAUGGAGAGCAGGUAACAACCACACCACGCUCUCUGUCGGAAUUUCCAACAGAUGUUGUGGAACAGGCUAAUCUUGAACGAUCGCGCCUCAUAAGAAGAGAAAGUUUACGAAAAGUGAAAGAUCUCCCUCUGCCCGAACAGGGAGUAACUCAAGAAACCGUUGCAACAGUGGAGAGUCCUAGAGAUCCUGGAAGUCCUCCGCCUGCAUUAAAGGUGGGAGAUGUUGUUCGAGUCAGUGAAACCAUGGAGGGACAAGUCCGCUUCUAUGGCCGCACGCAGUUUGCUGAUGGCGUGUGGGUGGGCAUUGCGUUAAGUAUACCAGACGGGAAAAACGAUGGCUCGGUGAAUGGUGUAAGUUAUUUCAACUGCGAGCCAUUACAUGGAUUAUUUAUUCGUGCAGAAAAGUUGGCGAAAAGCUGAUCAAAAAUACGGACCAGCGACCCUUUUUGUUAAGUUAUAUCAUACAUGCAGACCAGAGCAAAUAAAAUUCCGGUCUGUUGAAUAUAUAGUAUCCAGACAACCCGUAAGCUAGAUACAGUAUUAGAAAAUUCUCAUUUUGGUUGGAGAUAAUUUUAGUGGUGAAAUGUUUUUUGAAUUUGAAUUGUAAUAACUAUUUCUACUGUGCACUCGUUUCACUGUACAAAACAAAGAAAUGUUUCCUUCUAAUCAAGUAUUGCAGCAUAUCGAAGUGUACUCGCCUGCGUUUACAUGACACCAUACGUAAAGUAUUAGUUCCAGAUAAGCUUCACUGUAUAUCAACCAACCACGGCACUUUUAUUAAUAUUUUAUUAUUUGUAUUAUCUUAAACGCGCGUGUGUGUGUCCACGGAUGCGCGUAUUCAUGUAUUAUACUGAGAGUAUAUUAUCAUUUUCCUCGAACUUUGAAGGCUCAGUUUUGUAUUCGAAAUCUUGAACCAGGGACGUGGCCCUCUUGCAAUCAAAAAUUCGUUUUAGUCUUAUUUAUGUAGCGGUAAAUUAGUUUUCGAAAAUAUUAUUAGUAUUUUCAACCUCAGUUUCAGGAUUGAUGUGCCAGCGUGAAAUAAAAUUUAAAAUAGUCGUUGGAUGCGAGUCCUGGACCCGAGGUUGUGAGUUUUUUCUCUUCUAUAUGUAAUGAUAAAUUAUAAUUGAAUUCUGCCCUACCUUAUUUGUACUAAUCAAUUUUAGAAUUGUAACAACUUUGUUACCAAACCUUAAAAAAGAUUAUAGUAACACAA